AUGGCCCUUUUAUCAAACGCCAUUCUGGCCGUGUUGGUCUUGACCGCCACGGCCGUUCUGCUUCCGAAGCUAACAGGCACUCUGCUCGGUCUGAUCUUUCGGGGAGUGGGAUGCCUGAUCUGGAGACGAACCCGGACUCGCCGUGAAUACGUGAUCGCGCGGGCGCGAUCGGAGGAAGAGGAACUACGCGCUCCACGACCAAAGGCUUCAACAGCCUCACUAUCCCGCAACGGCGUCGAUGAUGAGGACUGGGAGAAGGUGGACAGCUCGGGUCCAAGUGGGGUACAAACUGCGACGAGCAGUGAGAGCAGCAGCAGUGCUGGAGACAAUCCCAGUAGCUCAGAUACUUGGGAUGGCAUUAUUGGGUUCUUUCACCCAUUCUGCAAUGCUGGCGGUGGUGGUGAACGAGUGCUGUGGGAAGCAGUCCGCGCAACCCAAAGGCGUUGGCCGAAGGCAAUCUGCGCUAUCUAUACCGGCGAUCACGAAGUGAAUAAGGCCGCUAUGCUGCAGCGAGUGGAGCGCCGGUUCAACAUUCAACUACACGCCCCGACUGUGGUACUUUUGUACCUGACGACCCGCAAAUAUGUCGUUAGCAGUUCAUACCCUUACAUGACGCUUCUGGGACAAUCGCUGGGCUCGCUAGUUGUUGCCUACGAUGCUCUGACGCUCCUCGUGCCUGAUGUGUUUGUUGACACCAUGGGCUAUGCUUUUACUCUUGCACUAUGCAAGUGGCUCUUCCCCACGGUGCCGGUUGGUGCAUACGUCCACUACCCAACCAUCUCAACCGACAUGCUUGCUUCUCUCGACGACAAGACUGGAGUGCAAGGUAUCAACUCUGGCGCCGGCAAAGGGUGGAAAGGAACCAUCAAGCGCCACUACUGGGAGAUCUUCGCUAAGAUAUACGGCUGGGUUGGCCGACACGUUGAUGUUGUUAUGUGCAAUUCUUCUUGGACAGCAGCGCAUAUCCGCAAGCUCUGGGGCACUGAUAGCAAAACCAUUUCUAGCACUGGCGACGGAACCGCCUCAUCACCGGCAGUGGUCUUUCCCCCGACAGCAGUCGCGGAAUUGGAAUCAACCAUCGCCGUUGACGCUGAGAGUGAGAAGACCCGUGAGCCCGUACUGCUUUACAUUGCCCAGUUCCGACCAGAGAAGAACCACCCACUAGUGUUGCGAUCCUUUGCACGAUUCCUACAGGAGAGAGCCAGCAAUCCAGCCUACGCUGGUCAGCCUCAGCCCCGUCUGGUGCUCAUCGGAUCCGUCCGGCACGCCAGCCCCGACGAAACACACAUCUACAAUCUGCGCCUGUUGGCCCACGAGCUCCGCAUCCGCGAUCAAACUACCUUCGUAUGCGAUGCCAGCUGGCCCGCCAUGCUAUCCCACCUCGCUACUGCUUCCGUUGGUGUCAACGGCAUGUGGAAUGAGCACUUUGGCAUCUGCGUCGUCGAGUACCAGGCUGCUGGUCUCAUUUGCGUAACCCAUGACUCGGGCGGUCCACGUGAAGACAUCGUCAUCGACCUUGGAGAUGGAGCAACUGGCUUCCGAGCUGAGACCGAGGAGCAAUUUGCUGCUUCUUUCGAGGCAGCCCUUGCUUUGCCAGAGGAGGAGAAGGUUGCUAUGCGAUUGCGGGCGCGUCGCUCAGCACUACGCUUCACUGAAGAGGAAUUCUCCCGGAAGUGGCUAGAUCAAGUGCAGAAGCUUGUAAAAGCGACGAAGUAG
Molecule: messenger RNA, 1716 nt
Organism: Penicillium brevicompactum
Lineage: Eukaryota; Fungi; Ascomycota; Eurotiomycetes; Eurotiales; Aspergillaceae
Product: alpha-1,2-mannosyltransferase ALG11
Exons: 2
Coding region: 1-1716 (571 amino acids)
Biological process (GO): protein N-linked glycosylation
Cellular component (GO): endoplasmic reticulum membrane
Molecular function (GO): GDP-Man:Man(3)GlcNAc(2)-PP-Dol alpha-1,2-mannosyltransferase activity
Source: RefSeq, a predicted model, not a curated record